Messenger RNA from Xylona heveae TC161, 3522 nucleotides. RefSeq lists its product as hypothetical. Bases 1 to 3522 code for a protein of 1173 amino acids. Gene Ontology annotation, molecular function: monoatomic ion channel activity. The transcript is spliced from 4 exons. Gene Ontology annotation, biological process: transmembrane transport; monoatomic ion transport. NCBI's taxonomy places the organism in Eukaryota, Fungi, Ascomycota, Xylonomycetes, Xylonales, Xylonaceae. Gene Ontology annotation, cellular component: membrane. The record is from RefSeq and is a predicted model, not a curated record.
AUGUUGUCGUCCUUGUUUCGGCCCAAAAAGGCGCGUCGGCGGGUUGACAGAUCGCCCUACUCUACAGAUAUUGAUAGUGACGAGGGGCAGUCGCCUCAUGCAGGGCGCUACAAGGCAGGGAUGAAUAUGGGACCUGACGAGAAUCAAUCCGAAGACGAAAGUGAAGACGAUUAUGACUAUGAUGACGGGGAAGAAGACGAUGAUGAAGAUGGUGAUGAUACCCCUCUGCUUCCGAUUUUCUCUGCGGCACAUCUAGAUUCCCUUCCCGUCUACAAUAUCACGCAUACCAUACGUAUAUUGAUUGUCCAGCGCUGUGAAACUACAUUGACCUGGGAGCAACUUCGCUCUCCUCAGGUUUCGCAGUUCCUAGUAAAGCCUAUACAGCAACAGAUUCGCACGUCCCAUUUUUCUCGUGCAACUCUAUACGCCUUGAUGGCGAAUUGCCUUCAGUUCAUCAAGGAAUUUCAAACGAAUCCCGGAAACAGUGGGACGAGCAAGACAAGAGCUUUUAUCUCUGAGCUGCUAGCCAUUAAAUUGCUCAAAGAAUAUUCUACCCGAGAAAUGAUUGAUGCUCUCUCAUACGACUUCAAUCCCCUUCAAGGUUUGGGCCCUCCCGUCACUGGGCAUUCGACGCCUGCUGUCUAUCGCAAGGCCGGAGCACCCAGAAUCUCUACACUCGAAAUUGCCAUCAGAGCCCAAGCCAAGCGAUUCCUUGCUCACCCACUGGUGGUCCAGCAGCUCGAAGCUAUAUGGGCUGGCACAAUCGUCUUCCACUCCUAUGCAGAUAGCCUACACCGUGCAUCACCUAAACCAGAAUCCCUUCCUGCCAGAGCCUAUGGUGCGACGGAUUCGAGGGAUACACUACGCCCCAUUCCUGAAGGGAUCAGAGUCGAUGACGCCGUGAGGCCCUCUGAAGCCCCGACUGUCACAUCAAGGCGGUCGGUGACUUUGUACGAUCCACGGGACGCUUCGCUCUUCAAGCUUUCGCGACUUCGAGUGCCCCGCUAUCGACAGUUUCUGUCCACGUUGUCUCUCGCCAUUUUGUUGAUUUUGUUUGUUGCCGUCCUCAAGAAGCGAUCGCCUGAUAUUGAACCGCUGGAGGUAAUCUUUUGGUUCUGGAGUGCAGGGUUUAUGCUCGAUGAAGUUGUCGGCUUCAACGAGCAAGGUUUUAGUCUCUACAUUAUGAGCUUUUGGAAUGCCUUUGACCUGGGCAUUCUUUUGCUUCUGAUGGUGUACUAUUGCAUGAGGCUGUAUGGUAUCCUUAUGCCAGUUGUCAGACGGCAUCACAUUGCCAAUAUGGCGUAUGACGUAUUAGGAGCGAACGCCGUCUUACUUUUUCCACGCGUCUUUUCGGUGCUCGAUCAUUACCGCUACUUUUCUCAGCUUCUGAUUGCAUUUCGCAUGAUGUCUCUGGACUUUAUAGCCGUCUUUAUUCUAAUCCUUAUCGCCUGCAGUGGGUUUUUCAUUGCCUUCACCCUAUCUUUCGGCGAAAAUUUCGAUCCUGCAGGAGUAGCGUAUGCUCUCUUUCAAAUCUUUCUUGGUUUCACCCCGGCUGCCUGGGAACUCUGGCCGACUUAUAACCCCGUGGGAAAAGCAGUGUUAACGCUGUUCCUGUUCAUUUGCCAUUUCCUAAUCGUCACCAUUUUGAUUACGGUCUUGACCAAUUCCUUCAUGGCCAUUGUUCAGAAUGCGAAUGAAGAACAUCAGUUUCUGUUUGCAGUGAAUGCCAUUUCCAUGGUCAAAUCUGAUGCACUGUUCUCUUACAUUGCGCCAUCCAAUAUCCUAGCUUGGUUUCUCACUCCGUUGAGAUAUGUUUUACCCUUUCGCCAAUACGUCAAGCUUAAUCGAACAGUCAUCAAAGUCACUCAUUUCCCGGUUUUAUUCUCCAUCUUUUUCUAUGAAAAGGUGCUGCUACGUUCAGGUUUAUUUGAACCGACGGAUUUGGUUGAGCACCGUGAUCGCAAUGGAAAGAGGACGCUCACCUUUGAAGGGAAUGGCGGCACCCUUUUUGAUCCGGCAAACCGACGAUUGAGAGAGCAUUCAAUUGUGACCUUUCAAAAGGAACGCGCUUUGGACGAAGUCUUUCGUCGACCUUUUCGUGGGCCGACCGUUGUGGAGACGCCGAAUGAAGAAGACCAGCGGGUUAAUUCGAGUCAUGUGGUUAAUUCAUGGAUGCAAGCGAUGGGCCCUGACUGGAAAGCAAGUCCGCCACUUGAACAGCCACAGUCCAUUGUUGAAAGGUUGGAGUCUCGCCGUCCAAUGCCUAGGUUUCGAAUGCCAACUACGACCUCCGCACGAGAUUUUCUCAGCGGGACAAGGUCGGCAACAUCAGAUCCAGAGGAAUUCGCGACCAAUGCUUCGCGUUCAGAGCUGAGGUCUUUUCGUUCUCGCCGCCAGCCUCACAAUCUAGAGAGCAUCAUUUCUGAACAUGUUGCUGAACAUACUGAUGGCGAUGGAGACGACGAACUGUUAACCAACGAUGAAGAUGACCGUGGAACGUUGGGAGCUGGCAACAAUGCUGAGAACAAUGAGUCCGACAAGGAAAAUAAUACUGAGGAAAUUGAUUAUUUUCACACACCGACUGCUUCUCAAACCCGAACUCCUCUUGCGUCCAGUUCCUUUUUAGGUCUUCCUGAGGUCGGCAGUGGUCCAGCGCAGUCUUCCAAUGAGGGCGUUUCUCCGCGACAGGUUGAUGACGCUUCAGCCGCUGCGCGUAAGUCCCAUCACCGCAUGGCUUCAACUACCACGAUUCUCUACUCUCCGCUACCUGAUCAUGAAAGCUUUACUGCGUCCCCGGUCCAGACGUUCUCUAAGCCAGUAUCACGCCAAUCUGCGGCGGGAAGCGGUGCCAUCACUCCCGCAUCUGGAAGUAGACGGCCUGCCAAGCGCAAUCGUGAACGACAGCUUGAAAAUGAGCGAGAGCGAACUCCUCUAAGAUCUCUUCCUCGGCCGAUUCCACUCUCCCGUACACAGUUCCAAAGCGCCCCUAAUCUGUCGCAGUUGGAGCAGCCUCAACGUUACCGCCGUCGUCGAGCCUCGACUGAUCUUGGAUCCGACUUUGGUGAAGAACGUCUUGCGCGAAACCCAAAGACUGCCCAGAUGCUAAGCGCCGUGCCGUCGAGCUUUGCAACCCAAAUGGCCAUUGCAACUGGUGCCGUUGGUGGCACACAUCACGCAGAUGCCGCUGAAGACCUGCGCAGAAUGAGCCGGCUGAUGCUCACCCGAAUGAAUGCUCUUGAAGAAUCGUUCCGCAACGUUGUCCAGGAAGUCAAGGAUUGGAAGCGGCAAGAAUUUCAACUCCUCGCAGAAGAUAACGAUGUACGUCGUCGUAGCCUCGACCGACCGACUUCUCACAAACGGGGUAAACUUCCCGAGCGACGAUAUCCCAAACGCGCGCGGUCAUCGGCGAGAAAGCUUCGAAGCACAGGCGAUGCUAGUCGGAGACACAGCGACGAAGGCGACGCAGCAAGAGAAGCCGGCGAUGGAACUGAGGCGAGCAUGACUAAGGGCAGUUCCAUCUAA